ACAAUUCCUAAUGAAAAAAAAUCAUUUUCACAAAAAAAAAACCUUGUUUCCUCAUAAAAUGCAUUGCAAUCAUUAUCUUUGAGUUAGGUCCAGUUUGGAGUUUUUGUUCUGAAUAACUAUUAUUUCUCCCUUAAUAAAUAAUAAUAUCUUCAUCAUAUAAUAAUUUUUUUUGGAAGAAAUUUAUCCCACCUACACCACUUUCUUUCAAGCACAAGAAAAACUGUAAAACCUAGCACUGACACAAUGAAAAGAGAAUAGUAAAAAAAAUGAAAUUUGCUCUUCUGUGGUGGUUAAGUGAAAAAAAUACCAGUAUUGUUGACAUAAGAAAAAUAACGGCAAAAUUCCGAAAAGUUGAUCAAAUCGUAACUUUGAAGUGGGAGGAUAAAAUUAAAAAUACUAAAACAUUAGAAAAAGCAAAGAUUUUAGCAUUGGGUGUAAAUCGCAAUGAACUGGAGGAAAUAAAUGUAGACUCUGAUGGAAAAAUCUGCGAUAAAAACCAAAAAAUAUUUCCUCUGUGUAUUAUAGAUGAAAAAUACAGAAUUAGCAGUAGAAAAAAACACGAGAAAGCGGUGAAAAAAAUGAAAGUAUAAGCUUUGCAAAAAAAAUUGAGCAGGACAAACCGCUUUUUAAUAUGCCUUCUGUAAGUUUUCAUAAAAAACUUUCAAAUGCACUGCCAUCAACAUCAUCAUCUGACUCCAACGAUUUUGUGAAAAGCUAUAGCCUUAGUGAAUUCAUUGAUUUAUUAUCGGCUGAUUCAGACGAAUCAUCUAGUAGUAAUGAAAAUGAAACGUAUCAUAAGAUUAAUGAUACGCCUACAACUUUAGCGGAAACUUUUCAAAUCACUCAGCUAUUUCCAACCGUUACAAAACGAUAUUUAGAACACUAUCGAAAUAUUUUGAAGCUGAUGGAGACAGCAUAUGAGAUCCAAGUCAAAAAUGGCUACUGUAUGGAUGAAAUUGAUGAGGUCGCAGAUGGGCACACAAAACCUAGACAUGUUAGAGUAGAAAUUAUAAAAGGUUCUAAUGUUUACAUGGAUAAGACGACAAAACACUUGAUAGAAGCCCUAUCAAAGAUUUGUAAAGAAAAACCUGAUGAUGAAUGGAGACAUAUUGUACGAUUGGCUCUUUUUGAAAUUUAUGGAAAUUCUAUAAAGAAUUAUUCUAGGACUGGAGUAAAAAGUUCAAAACCUGGGAUAAACCCCACUGCUUUAAAAGGGAUUUAUGCAUGGGCUUAUAGUCGAAUGACUGCUGACCGUACGAUUCAAUGGAAAAAAUACGUUAACUACGUAAAUUCGACUAGCGACAAUAAAUAAAGAGUCACGAAACGAGAUAACAACCAUUUUAACGUUGGAAUCACUGACAAAAAUAAAACUAAGAAACGAAAAAUUAAUAAAACUAAUUUAAAUGAUGCUGCUGAAAAAUUAUCCUCCACCAAUAAUGGCCCAAUAUCUUCGAGUACUCAUCAAGAAGAGCAGUCAAUUAGUUCAGUUAGCUACAGUCAUCCAGCACCCCAGACACUAUCAACGGCGAAUCAUCAAGAACAUAAUUUACAAAAAACGAUUGAGCAGCCACAAAAUUAUCAUUAUCAAGGUCAUUAUGCCCAUCAUCCGCCCUAUUUCUAUCAAAACUUUUAUCUCCAGAAAAGUUCCUAUUCCUCUACACCUUUUAUUAAUAACCACCAGCCUAAUUACCCUCAACAAAACUCCCAAAUUCCUAGAUACAAUACUAAAUACUCACAUUAUUCUCACAAUCAUAACCAAUAUCCACAAACGAUUCCUCAAAAUCCUGUUAAUUCUGAGAUUCAACCAGCUCAUCCCGCCCAUUCUUAUAAUCCGUCUUCUUCAAUAAUUAACAACAAUGAUCAAUCUGUAAUAGGUAAUGAGUCAGAAAAUAACAUUGUAAUUCAAUCCCUUAA
Messenger RNA from Daktulosphaira vitifoliae (grape phylloxera), 1914 nucleotides. RefSeq lists its product as uncharacterized. The record is from RefSeq and is a predicted model, not a curated record. Lineage: Eukaryota; Metazoa; Arthropoda; Insecta; Hemiptera; Phylloxeridae. The coding region runs from base 632 to 1312 and encodes 226 amino acids. The transcript is spliced from 7 exons.